Pseudophryne corroboree (corroboree frog) is the source of this 1338-nucleotide messenger RNA. RefSeq lists its product as uncharacterized. NCBI's taxonomy places the organism in Eukaryota, Metazoa, Chordata, Amphibia, Anura, Myobatrachidae. Bases 320 to 1084 code for a protein of 254 amino acids. The transcript is spliced from 2 exons. The record is from RefSeq and is a predicted model, not a curated record.
GAAAUGUGAGCUGAGCGGUGAGGGCACCAUUUACAGAUACCCCCAUAUAAUCUAUGACAAUAGCCUAUCAUUAGCCAGGACGGCUCCAGGCAUUCACGUUACAAUCUCAGGAACACAAUGCAUGAGAGUGCAGGAAGUACUACAAUCCCCAUAGCGACACAGCAAGGCAUCAACACAAAGUCUAACACUAUGUGUUACCAGGAAAACUUUAUUCCAGUACGUGUAACGUCCGGCUCAGCUCUGUGCACCGGACCCCGAGACAUCCCGGAUUGUGCCCCACGCUGGAGCCCACAGGCGGGGAUUCUCCUGAAGGCCGAUCAUGUCAGCCACCCAGCAAGACACGGCCGUCCACAAGGUGAAGAUCCAGCAGACGUACUUGGUGAAGGACACCACUGAAGAGAAGAUGUUGGAGCAGGGUGCAAUAUGCGCAGGAAAAGUGGUGGAACAAGUGGACUACUACGAUACAGACCUGUAUGACCUCGCCGUCAACGAAACCUGGCUCAGUAAGACAGGGAACAAGUGGCAGCUGAUCAUCGGCAAAGGCGGACAGGAGACGCCAGGUGCUGCCACCAAACAGAGCCACAAUUCUCAGAAUAAGAUCCUGAAGACCGGACGUCAGGAAACGCGGAAAGUUAAUUCAACAGACACAAAAACAGGCAACGGUCCAACCACACCGAACUCUACGAGAAAAACCCAGCCGCAAGCGCCCGGAGCCGACCUGAAUGGAAACACGGACCUCGCUGACGGAGAAAGGAGCGCCCUGACCUGUUACGCCUUGGUCGGAGAAAAAGAAAUCAUUGCCCAUCUCUCCCGUAUUUUACCCAUGGCACGCAAGACUGACAACAUGGCGAUAGGGGACGUUCUACAAGUGGCCGGGAUCCAAAGGUACGCCAGCGUCAGCAACAGCACGCAAGAGACGUAUAUACUGCGGGACAGCUACACCGUUCAGGUAAAAGUAGAUGGUACCUCCGCCAAGAAGUCCGCAGUGAUCUCUCUCCACGUGGAGAUAGAGAACGUGACGCAAGGAUUUCAGAGACUCGAACAGUUGGCAAACGAACUCGACCUCCAACUGCAAAGCGUCUAAUAUAACGAGGACGCUUCUGCAAAAAGUGAGGAUCGCGGUGACCCUUGAACUCAACAACAGACUCUCCUGAUCGCUAAUGAUUUUCCAUAGCCCCAAAAAAAAUUAUUUUACCCAAACCACAAAUUUUACAUAUUAUUGGAAGAGUGCAUCAUGUGCAAUGUUAUACAGGAGCCAAACUUGGGCCCAGCACCUAAACCAGACGCUUUUUGCCUUUAAUAUUACUGAACUUUAUAAAAACUUUCCACUAAAUAGAC